This is a messenger RNA of Abrus precatorius (Indian licorice), 978 nucleotides long. Its product is annotated as protein BUD31 homolog 2. Lineage: Eukaryota; Viridiplantae; Streptophyta; Magnoliopsida; Fabales; Fabaceae. The transcript is spliced from 4 exons. The record is from RefSeq and is a predicted model, not a curated record. Gene Ontology annotation, biological process: mRNA splicing, via spliceosome. The coding region runs from base 174 to 611 and encodes 145 amino acids. Gene Ontology annotation, cellular component: spliceosomal complex; nucleus.
GACACGUGAGAUUAUUUUGAUAGCCUGAAACUUACAGAGAAGAUCCCAAAAUCAUUUCUCUUCUCCCUGGUUCUUGGCUUCCUGCAGUCUUUCCGAAGAGCGCCCCAGCAUCGCCGUCUCCGAUUCCGCCUCCAUCGCUGCUGGCAGAGGCCCUCGCCGUGUGAGUUACAAAAAUGCCAAAAGUAAAGACAAACCGUGUUAAGUACCCUGAGGGAUGGGAAUUAAUUGAGCCUACACUCCGUGAACUACAAGCAAAGAUGAGGGAAGCUGAGAAUGAUCCACAUGAUGGCAAAAGAAAAUGUGAGACAUUAUGGCCUAUAUUUAAAAUUGCACACCAGAAGAGCCGCUACAUAUUUGACCUCUACCAUCGGAGGAAGGAAAUUUCUAAAGAACUGUAUGAAUUCUGUCUGGAUCAAGGAUAUGCUGACCGCAAUCUAAUUGCUAAAUGGAAGAAGCCUGGUUAUGAACGUCUAUGUUGCUUGAGGUGUAUGCAGCCACGUGAUCACAAUUUUGCCACCACUUGUGUUUGCAGAGUUCCCAAGCAACUUAGGGAGGAGAAGGUCAUAGAGUGUGUUCAUUGUGGUUGCAAAGGUUGUGCUAGUGGGGAUUGAUUGAACAUCAAUUCUAGUAUUAGUUGCCAAUGGAGGGUUUCUUAGAAUUAAUUUGUGCCUUCAGCUUUCUGUUGCCUGUAACCCUAACCAUGGGGCACAACUUCUCCAUGUUGUAUUGCCGUCUAUUAACUUCAUGAGUUCGAUAUAUUGGGAAUGUUAGUUAAGUAUUAUCUGCCUAGUAUGAAUCUGACUGGAGUUUGGUACCUUUGCAUUGAUUCGCGUGACAUGGUGUACUUUUGCUCGAUAUCUCACGGCUUUAAACAUUUGGCGUAGAAUAAUUGAACAAAGGUUAAUGCAAACAACUUUGGAUGGUACUUUUUCCCCCUUUGUAAUGUUUUAAGAUUGAAGUCAAUACAAAUCGCGUUUU